Messenger RNA from Rotaria sordida, 573 nucleotides. The record is from the annotation of a GenBank genome assembly. Lineage: Eukaryota; Metazoa; Rotifera; Eurotatoria; Philodinida; Philodinidae.
AUGUCAUUUAUAACACCAACACGUCCAUUAGAAUCAAGUGCAAAACGUCUUCUUAAACGAGUAAAUAUUUGUACUGAACGUAGUUUUGAAUGCACACCUGUUCGAUAUGCAACUUCAAAACGAAAAACAAUACAAGUUCUAUCGUCGACUAUGUCAUCUGGUAUUACUCUAUUAAGUGACAAUGAUCAGACACUUGUUGGUGAUCAUACUAUUAGUGAUGAUUCAUUAUUAUCACUGGAUAGAACACUUACAGAAAACAACAAUGAAAUGAAUAAAUCUAAUGGCACAUUUAUUACAACACCUUGGGAAAUAAUCGAUAGUAUCAAUAGUAAUAAUUCCGAUUUUAGUGUUAUUACAAUCAAUCAAUCUGAUAUAUCACAAGCAACUGUUAUAAGUAAACGAUCAACAAAAAUAUCUAUUCGUCCCUCAUCAUUAUUAGCACGUAUUUUGAAACCAUCAACACCAAAACCAUCGACAGCAAAUGUCAAAUAUAUAAAUCGAUAUGUACGUGAUAUCGAUCGAUUAAAAGAUACCUUUGGUCAAGAAUGGUUUACAUUACCAAAUUUCGUCUAA